CAUUUCGCUCAUCCCACACCCAGCCACCCUUAGCUAUUCUUCUUCUCCCCUCCUCCUUCAUCAAGCUUUCUCUCCUCAUUUCUAUCAAUUGAUCUUUAGUCUACUCAUUUCUUUCUAUUGAGCUUCAAAAUGGCCACUGGUUUGAUUGGAAGAGCGAUCAUGAAGAAGUCGGCGGCGAUUACGGCGAUGCCGAGGUUGAUUCCGGCGCGAUGGCACGCGUCGGAGGCGGAGGCGCAGUUGAAGGAGCCGAAGGCGAGUAGCGGAACGAACAUGAAGACCUUCCAAAUCUAUCGGUGGAGCCCUGAUAAUCCGGGUAAGCCGGAGCUGCAGGACUACCAGAUCGACCUGAAGGAGUGUGGGCCGAUGGUGCUCGAUGCUUUGAUCAAGAUUAAAAAUGAGAUCGAUCCUACCCUAACCUUCCGUCGGUCUUGCCGCGAGGGAAUCUGCGGGUCCUGUGCUAUGAAUAUUGACGGCUGUAAUGGCCUUGCAUGCCUCACGAAGAUCCCCUCGGGUGCUUCCUCGACUAUUACCCCCUUGCCGCACAUGUUCGUCAUCAAGGAUCUCGUUGUUGACAUGACGAAUUUCUAUAAUCAGUACAAGAGUAUUGAACCCUGGCUGAAGAGGAAGAGCUCGCCUCCGGUUCCGGGGAAGGAGAUUCUGCAGAGCAAGAAAGAUAGAGCUAAGCUUGAUGGGAUGUACGAGUGUAUUCUUUGUGCUUGCUGUAGCACAUCGUGCCCUAGUUACUGGUGGAAUCCUGAAUCUUACCUGGGCCCUGCCGCCUUGCUCCAUGCCAAUACGUGGAUAAGUGAUAGCCGUGAUGAGUAUACCAAGGAGCGACUAGAGGCAAUAAACCACGAGUUUAAGCUCUACAGAUGUCAUACCAUAUUGAACUGUGCUCGUGCAUGUCCAAAGGGUUUGAACCCCGGAAAACAGAUAACACAUAUCAAGCAGCUCCAGCUGACAGGCAGUGCCUAAGUUUCAUUUAUCUGGAAGUUCUGGAGUAGUUUCUAAGAACUCGUUAGUCGUGUAAUAAUGUGCAUGCCAAUUGCAUUUCUCCAUACUUCUGUAAUUUUGGUGCAGAAGCAUGUGUUUCUAUUUUCUCAAACAAAAAUUUCUUGGGUAUAUUUAUGGGUUAUGGUUUUCCUAUUUUGAGUAGAUGCAAGUAAAUAUGUUGCGUUUUA
Carica papaya (papaya) is the source of this 1181-nucleotide messenger RNA. RefSeq names its product succinate dehydrogenase 2-2 (gene SDH2-2). Gene Ontology annotation, cellular component: mitochondrion. Gene Ontology annotation, molecular function: 2 iron, 2 sulfur cluster binding; electron transfer activity; oxidoreductase activity. Gene Ontology annotation, biological process: tricarboxylic acid cycle; aerobic respiration; respiratory electron transport chain. The record is from RefSeq and is a predicted model, not a curated record. Lineage: Eukaryota; Viridiplantae; Streptophyta; Magnoliopsida; Brassicales; Caricaceae.